Trametes versicolor FP-101664 SS1 is the source of this 562-nucleotide messenger RNA. Its product is annotated as histone-fold-containing protein. The record is from RefSeq and is a predicted model, not a curated record. Gene Ontology annotation, molecular function: DNA binding; protein heterodimerization activity; structural constituent of chromatin. Lineage: Eukaryota; Fungi; Basidiomycota; Agaricomycetes; Polyporales; Polyporaceae. Gene Ontology annotation, cellular component: nucleosome. Bases 68 to 481 code for a protein of 137 amino acids. The transcript has 4 exons.
CGCACUCAGCCGCCUUCAACAACACACCCACCCUUCUCAACCACCCCACCAACCCAAUCAACCAACAAUGUCUGGCAAGGGCAGCGGCAAGUCUAAGUCCGGAAAGGCGUCCGCGGAGGCGGGCAAGUCCCAGUCUCGCUCGGCGAAGGCGGGUCUCCAGUUCCCCGUCGGUCGUGUUCACCGUCUCUUGAAGAAGGGCAACUACGCCCAGCGCGUUGGUGCCGGCGCACCUGUCUACCUCGCGGCGGUACUCGAGUACCUUGCUGCUGAGAUCCUCGAGCUUGCGGGCAACGCGGCGCGCGACAACAAGAAGCAGCGUAUUGUGCCUCGUCACUUGCAGCUCGCUAUCCGGAAUGACGAGGAGCUGAACAAGCUCCUCGGCGACGUCGUCAUCUCGCAAGGUGGUGUCGUACCAUUCAUUAACCCUGAGCUCCUCCCUAGCAAGACGCAAAAGGGCAAGAAGGACAGCCAGGAGGUUUAGAGAUCCGUGUUGUAUUCACCACUUGUUGUAUUAUUUAUGUACUAUUUCUCUAUUUUCUCGUCUAAUUGGAUCACCCUACCG